UAUAUCAACCAAGCUAUCGACUUUUGCAUCCGAUACCACCGAAACCACGCAAACAAAAAGGAAACAAAACAACACUUUUUGAAACUCAUUCUGUUUACUGAUUUACCGGAAUUUGCUGUUGUGCGCCGUGAAUUAGCUGAUAAAAUUAUUUAACUUUUGAAAAAGGAGCGAAAUAGGACAAAAAUCAUGUCGGAUUCCGACUAUUUUGGAUUCGAACUGGUGUACAAAUCAGUCGAACCAUUCAUCCAAACGAAAUCCGACGUACUGAUGGCGAUCGUCCAUUGGUACCUAAUUAAAAAUUCAUUCCGAAACGUUGGCCUCGGAGAUGACAAAACACUUUCUGAGUCAGAGGAGAAGAGCGAACUCUUGCCCGAGGGAUGGAACAGUAAUCCGCACUCAUAUGCCCUGCGAUACGUCAAUAACGACCAGCUCUAUAUUCUGCACGGAAUCAACAGCGAGGGGACGAUGAUCCUGAACCUGUUGCAAGUCAAAUCGCUGAAUGUAUCGAACACCACUUUUCAAAUCGAUGAAACGGUGAAAGCUUUGAAGGGCACUAUUUCGACCUUGGUGCCAGACGUGGCCACCGUUUUGGACCGAGUUCGCAAAGAGUUGCUGGUGCCGGUGUUCGAGAGCAACAAGAAGGAUGGUGAGACUCAAACAAAGAAGGAAUCCGAGAAGAUCGACCUAGUUGACCCGUUGCGUCGACCGGUUAACCCAUUACUAAUCGGACCACGCUUCGGGCCCGGAAUGACGGGAUCCGACCCACUGGGAGUGGGUAAUGUAGGUCGCGGAGAUCUGGACCCUUUUGGCCGUGGUGGGGGGAUGAUUUUCGAGCCACCUGGUGGGUUCAAUCCGUUGGCAAAUCUUCGUCGUCCCGGGCCCAGUGGAAUCGUACCCGGAGCACGAUUCGACCCAUUUGGUCCCACGGUCGGCACCAAUCCAAGAGCGUUCCGCAAUCCGGAUCCCGAUCCAGACCACAUGCCACCCCCCGGAUACGAUGAUAUGUUCAUGUGAAGUAAAGGAUUUGCGCAUUUUUCAGAAGAAGACUCAACUUGAAUUCGUAUUUUGUAUUUUAUCAAUUUGAUUAAAAUGGAAUGAUAAAUGUUA
This is a messenger RNA of Armigeres subalbatus, 1107 nucleotides long. It is a transcript of the gene PI31, whose product is annotated as proteasome inhibitor PI31 subunit. The transcript has 4 exons. The record is from RefSeq and is a predicted model, not a curated record. NCBI's taxonomy places the organism in Eukaryota, Metazoa, Arthropoda, Insecta, Diptera, Culicidae. Gene Ontology annotation, molecular function: endopeptidase inhibitor activity; proteasome binding. Gene Ontology annotation, biological process: proteasome-mediated ubiquitin-dependent protein catabolic process. The coding region runs from base 187 to 1014 and encodes 275 amino acids.